AUGAAUCCAAAAAUAGAUAAUCAACAAAAGUAUUGCAGUAGUUCAAAAAACUAUGAUCAAUUAGAUAAAGAAUUAUAUUUUUUGGAAACUGGGUUCAUUAGAUCAAGAUGUUUACAAACUAUUAUUAAAUUAAAUAUUCCAAUGUUGAUUGGAGAUACAAUGACCGAAUCAAAGACAGCUAGGGAAUUGUCAAAUCAAUGUAAUGUUGAUUGUAAAUCAUUGUUUAGGUUACUUAGAAUGUCAAGUUUAUUUGGUUUAUUUGAAAUGGUCAAUCAAGAAGGAUCAUCGUUUGAAAAAACAAAAUUCAAACAUUCAGAGUUAUCAUUAUUAUUGUUGGAUGAAAAAAGAAGAAAUUUGUCUGAACUAAGAACAAGUGAUGUUUAUUAUGAUAUAUGGAAAGGAGUUGGUGACUCUAUUGAAAAAGGACAUUCUACCUAUCCCCAAGGACUUCAAGAAUUGGGAGAUUAUUCAAAAUUUAAAAUUAUUGCUGAUAUUGGUGGCUCUCAUGGUUUAUUUUUGGAUAAAAUAUUAAAAAAUAAUCCAUCAGUUGAAAAAGGAAUUAAUUUUGAUUUGAAACAAGUAUUGGAUAAUCAUUCUAAUAAUGAUAAUAAUCAACAUGACCUGAAAAGAUAUGUUAAUCAUCCAGGAAGCUUUUUUGAAAGUGUUCCAAAAGCUAAUCUCUAUAUUUUAAAAAGUAUUCUUCAUGAUUGGGAUGAUAAACAUUCAUGUCAAAUUCUAAAUACCAUCACAAAAUCAUGUGACCAAGAUUCUAAAAUUUAUAUUUAUGAUUAUGUUUUCUCUGGUGAUCAAAAUAUUGAUCAAGCAAUUUCACUAUAUGAUAUUCGUAAGACACAAAAAUCAAUUACGAUGAUUGAAAAAUCAAUACAAAUGGAUUCUUCGCCAUCAUCGAGUACCAACCAAAGCAACUCUUCUUCAUUCAAUGAUGAAGAGCCAGAAGAGGGAGAGGAGAAAUCAAUCAUCGACCAAAAGAUCAGUCGAUUGAAACCAACAUUUGAUCUUGACAAGGGCAAGGGGCAACACGGCUCCUUUCUUCCUCUACGUCUCCCAAGUGACGGUUAUAUCGGUAGUAACAUGUCGACAGCAUCUUCAUUAAAUGAUCAACAUCGUAAUGGUCAUAGCAAUAAUAAUAAUAAUAAUAAUAAUAGUAAGAGUAGUAGUAGUAGUAGUGGUACCAGUGGAAGUAGCAGCAGUAUAACAUAUAAUCAACCUGCACUCAUUGAUUUAAAGCAAGAACAACAUGGUAAACGUUCGGCUACUACUAGAGGUAGUGGUGGAGGUAGUGGAACUGCAUCAUCUUUGAUCGGUGGAAGUGGCAGUGGCGGUGUGAGUAGUGGCAGUAGUGCUGCAAACUAUACUAUCGCCAAAUCACAACCAAAAAAGAAUCCAUCAACUAUAUUCCAAUCAAUGACAAUCACACCAUUAAUGUCACCUCCUCUUGGUCAAACUAAUAUAGACAUCAAUUUUCCCUCUUCCUCUUCCUCUUCUUCUAUGAUGAAACAACAACAAUAUGACAAAUCACCUAGGAUGAAUGGGAAUUCUAAUCAUCAUCACAACCACAAUCAUCAAACCAUUAAAAAAGAAGACUAUGUAGAUGACAAUGUACAAAAUAACAACAACAACAACAACUCUCAACAUCAUCAAUCCAAAUCAACCACCAAUAAUAACAAUAAUAAUAACAACAAUGUAAAUAGUAAAAGUAAAGUAGAUCAAGAUCAUGCGACAGCAACCGUAGCAGGAGAUGUAGAACAACCAAAAAAAGAAAAACAAGAUAAAAAGGCAAUGAAGAUUACUAUCAAAUUAUCAAAAAAGGAAGACAAGGUUGCGAAAAGUAGUAGUAGUAGUAACGACACUACUGCCUCUGCUGUUGCUAAAGAUCAAGACAAAGAACCAGCAGAUACAACAACAACAACAACAACAAAGCCUGCGCAGGUUGCUGUCAAUAAUGCAUCUGGUGAUGUUAAAAAAGAAGUACUUGACAAGGAUGUUAAAAUGGUUGAUAAAAGGGAUACUCUUUCCUCUUCUUCCAACAACUCAAAGAAACAAGAUGAUACUUUAUUGUCAAAGAGAAAAUCAACAGAUGAUUACAAAAAUAAGAAAUCAACAAAAGAUCAAAUACUGUCAGACUCUGAAUCAGAAGAGUAUUAUGAUUCCGAUCAAGAAGAGGAAUUACAAAGGAUUAAACAACAACAACAGCAACAACAAACACACCGACAACUACCUGUUGAACAAGAGAAACCACCAAUACAACCAUCAUCAUCAUCAUCGACGUCGAUGGUUGUUGAACAACAACAACAACCAAUGGAUUUAUCAUCAGAAGAUGAGGAACCUGAAAGAUCACAUAAAAAGUCUAAAAGAGAACAUGGACCACCAUCAUCUCUUAAAAAGAAUGCAUCAUCGUCAUCAUCAAAGAGAAAAGAAAAUAUUGUCAGCGCUGAAAGAGACUACAAAUCAAACAAGGAAAAUGUUGGAGGUGGUAGUAGUAACAGUAGUAGAGAGGACAACAACAACAAAGAAAAGGAAAGAGAAAGAGAUUUGAAACCAAAAGAAAGAGAAAGAGAAAAAGAAAAAGAAAAAGAAAAACAAACUCAAAGAGAACUUUCAAAAACAACAGGAAAAGAAAGAGAAAGAGAUGAAAAGGAUACAAAAAUUGCAAAAUCUAAAAAAGAAGAAAAUAAUGAUAAAAUUGAAAAGAAAUCCUCAUCAAAUUCAUCAUCAAAUUCAUCAUCCAAUUCAUCGUCUGUUGAAAAUCUAUCACCUCCACCUCCUCCACCUCCACCACCUCAUGCACCACCUCCACCACCUCCAUCAUCAUCAUCGACUGGUAAAAAGGAUAAGGAUCCAUUCAUGGUAACGGAUCAAGAAAAAAAGGAAAUUGAAAAGAGAAAAUCACCACCAAGAGAAGGUGUACAAAAGGAAGUAGGUGGCGGCGGCAGUGGAAGUGGAAAAGAAAGUGGUAGAAGUAAAUCGAGAACUGAAGAAAAGGAAAAAGACACACGUGACAGAGACAGAGAUCGUGACCGUGACAGAGACCGCGAUAGAGACCGUGACAGAGACAGAGAUCGUGAUAGAGACAGAGAUCGCGAUAGAGGAGGUGACCGUGACCGCGACAGAGAGAGAAGAAGUGAUCGUGAUAGAGAUAGAGAUCGUGACCGUGACAGAGACCGCGACAGAGAUAGAGAUAGAGACCGCGGCGGCGACAGAGACAGAUCAGACCGAAAUGAAAAGGAAAGAGAAACAAGAGACAAGAACAAACGUGAUGCAGAGAAUAGCAAGAUUGAACUAUUGGACGAUCCUUUUAGAGCCAAAAAAUCAAAGUCUGAAGAAAAGAUUAUUCGAGCGGAAAUUGAAACUCUCAAAGAAGAGUCAAAGCGAUUGAAAAAGUCGGCACGCGAAUUACAAACUCUCAACGAAGUCGAAUGUUUGGAAGUCUAUCUACAAGUUGGAUUCAAAUAUAUUCAUGCAGCUCAUCUAAUGAUGGAAGUCGACUCGACCAGUAAAACAACAAGCUAUUUCUAUGAUGCUGGUGUAUUCUUUUCAUUUACUUCAAAAUUAUCCUCUUCUUUUAAACAUGAACAAGCUUCUUUAUUAUUUUUAAAAUGUACAUCAUUUUGUCAUGCUAAAGGGUUUUAUUUAAAACGUGAACAAUUGAAAUCAUUAAGAAAAGAGUUGUAUUCUUCAAAUCAAGGAAAAGGUUCAUCAAUUAAUACAUCCUCUACAUCUUUACCUACUACCAUUUCUUCUUCAACUACUGCCGCCGCACCAUCAACUCCAACCUCACCAUUAUUAUCACCAAAUCCACAACAACAAUCAAGUAGUAGUACUACGACGACAACCACUUCAACAACCAGUACAUCAUCGACAACUAGCAGCAAUACUAAUAAUAAUAAUAAUAAUAAUAAUAAUAAUAAUAAUAAUAAUAAUAAUAAUAAUAAUAAUAAUAAUAAUAAUAAUAAUGUAACAGCCAACAACAACAACAAAUUACUAUUCUUCCUCAAAGAGUCUGAAGAUUUAUUUUCAUUCUUUGAAGCUCACGACAAAUCUUCUAAAAUGGCAUUCGAUCAUGAUUACUUUGGAUUAGAUACAACAUAG
This is a messenger RNA of Cavenderia fasciculata, 4110 nucleotides long. RefSeq lists its product as uncharacterized. Gene Ontology annotation, molecular function: O-methyltransferase activity. The record is from RefSeq and is a predicted model, not a curated record. The coding region runs from base 1 to 4110 and encodes 1369 amino acids. The transcript has 8 exons. Lineage: Eukaryota; Evosea; Eumycetozoa; Acytosteliales; Cavenderiaceae.